Molecule: messenger RNA, 13824 nt
Organism: Closterium sp. Naga37s-1
Lineage: Eukaryota; Viridiplantae; Streptophyta; Zygnematophyceae; Desmidiales; Closteriaceae
Source: the annotation of a GenBank genome assembly
GAUGGUCUAGUUAUUGCUGGUGUGCGCCUUGUCUUUGAAUUCACUGAAUGGUGUAAUUCCGCGAUUGCCACCUUCCCGCUCAUCCGACUCCCCUUGUGUUCCGCCUUCCCCCAUCUCCCUUUUCCGCAUUGCCCACUGUUCGCCCCGCAUCGUUGCGCCUCAUCGUCCCGCCACAUUGUCGUCGCGCCAUACGUUCCGCCCAUCGUUCCGCCCAUCGUUCCGCCCAUGAUUGCGCCGCAGCGACGACGACAACGACGAGCGGGAGCUGCAAGUGAUAUGGCGCGAAUACAAGGCGGCGGGCAUGCAGGUUCCACGACACCCACACACACCCCCACUCAUCCCUCCUCUCCUCCCUCUCUCCCUCCUCUCCUCCCUCUCUCCCUCCUCUUCUCCCUCUCUCCCUCUUCCCUCUCUCCACACCAUCUCCCCCCCUCCCUCCCUCGCCUCCUCUCCCCCCCCUUCUCGCGGGAGCAGGACUCGUUCCGGUUUCUCGGAAUCUUCCUGGAGUCGUUUAUCCGGAUAUACGAGGACUGGAAGCCAGAGCCCCCCCAGAGGGACAAGGCCAGCAGCGGCAAGGGGGGGGAUGGGGGCCGGAUGCGCCUGGGGUUCCGCUCUAGUGGCGGAGGGGACGCGGGUGCUGGGGCGAGGGGGACGAUUGUGGGGUGCGGGCAGGGCCAUCCGACGGCUGUGAUUCAGCAGAUGGUGUUUGAGAUCAAGAACACCAUUCCAGCCAUCCUGGAGAUGGAAUCAGAGGACCUGUCGGACCGGGCCUUUGUGCUCAACCUGCUGUGUGCGCUCACAAUUGCUCUGCGCUCCGCACACAACCGCCGCGUCUUUGCCUUCUAUGAUGGAUACGCCGCACUCACCAUUUUAUUUAAAGACGUAGUUGCUCAGUUCAAAUCGGUGCAAGGCAUGGCAACAGCAGGCAGGCAACGCCACUCCCGCCCCACCUCCCCCGACACCUCCUCCCCCCCUUCCCCCGACGCCUCUGCCUCGGACCCGCUCCUCUCCCCUAUCCACCCCCCCUCCGCCUCCUCUUCCCGCCAAUCCCCCCCCUGGGGGGGAGCCGGCUCAGGGAUUUCCGACCCGCAUGAGACAAGCCAUGCCGGCCACACGCGGGUCAGGGGGAGCGGCAGCGGGGGGGGAGGGGAUGGAGGGGGAGGGUCGAGUAAUCAGGAGUUGCUGAUGCAGCUGCGGCGGCAGCAGCGGUUUCUGCAAAGCGUGGUGGUGCAUCUGCUGCCGUGUCUGGUUGGGAUUUUCCACACAGAGCUCACUCGUGUGGUGGCCUCUGCCAAGAGAAAAGCAGCAGCGGCGGCAGCAGCAGCAGCAGCGGCGGCGGCAGCAGCUAGUUCAGCAGAACAGUCGAACCUCUUUGCGCCGAAUCUGUUUGCGGCGAUUGGGGGGGGGAUUGGGGGGGGGAUGGGGGGAGGGAUGGGGAGCGCGGGAGGGAGAGGGGGAGGAAGUGGGGGCAGUGGAGGGGCGGAUGGGAGUGGGGAUGUGGAGGAGGGGAGUGCACGGAUGAGUCAAGUGUUGGUGGAACUUCAUGGCAUAGACUCGUUGCUCGAGCUGCUGCACAUACUCCGUGUGGAGCAGGACAGGGGCAACCGGGCAGCGUCCCCCCUGCUGCUGCUCUCGCUGCAGCUGCUGCGCCUGGCGUCCGCUCUCAGCCGCUCUGCUCACCGCACGCUCUGCAACUGCGGCAGUCUCUCCCUGCUUGUGCAGCUGCUGGGGAGGCCUCCUUCCUCCAGUAUCCCCGAGGGCAAUCAGCUGGCUUUGGAGGAGCACCUAGGGGUGCAGCUGCUGGCGCUGGUGGUGAUCCGAGAAGCAUGCUACGCGUCCCCCACGUGUCUCGUGCGUCUGCACUCCCUAUCGCUCUUCCCCCGCGUCUCCCGCCUGCUGCAGUGGGCUGCUCGCACCUUCUCCGCGCCCCCUGUCCCCUCCUCCUCGGAAAGCUCCCUCAUGCCUCCGCCCCCUCUCCCCGCCUCCUCCUUCCUCUGCACCUCCGAUUCCAUUCUCACGAUUGAUGUGCGAAGGGAACGGCGAGAGGAGGAGGAGGAGGAGGAGGAGGAGGAGGAGGAGGAGGAGGAGGAGGAGGAGGAGGAGGAGGAGGAGGAGGAGGAGGAGGAGGAGGAGGAGGAGGAGGAGGAGGAGGAGGAGGAGGAGGGCAGGCCGGGAGGGGGAGCAGGCGAGAUGAUGAGCAUGGACGACCUAGCACUGCAGGACUACUUCCGAAACACGUCCUGUACGCUCCAGUGUCACGUGCUGUCGAUUCUCCGGAGGGUUCUGGGAGAGUCGCCGUCUGCACUGCAGUUGCUGCGAGAUGCUGGUGCCUGGCCGACGCUCUUCUCUGACCGGUUCUUUUUCUUUGACUCCACCACUGUUGCGGAUUGUGCCCCGUCGACUCACGGUGGUGGGGCGUUUGGAGGGUUUGCGCACCCUUUUUCUUGGCGCGGGGCGGCUGGGAACGGGGAAGGGGGUGCAGGGGACGGGAAGGGGAAGCAUGUGCGGCGGAGGUCGACUGGAGGGGGGCUGGUGUUAGGGUUUGGGUUGGAGGGCGGAGGAGCAGCAGCAGGAGCAGGAGCAGGAGGAGCAGGAGGAGCAAGGGGAGCAGGGGGGGCAGGGGGAGCAGGAGGGGCAGCAGGGGCAGGAGGAGCAGGAAAGGCAGACGGGGGGUUGGUAGUCCCGGCUCGCCCCAGACCUCGUCUGUUCAAAUCCCCCAGCACAUCCAGCUCUUCCUCUCUCGAGACCGCAGCAGCCGCAGCCAUUGCUGCUUAUGACACCAGCACUGGCGGCAGCAGCGGCGGCGGCGCCAGCAGCGCUGCUUCCAGAUCCGCAGGAGCAGCCGCCGCAGCCGCUGCUAUCGCUGCUGCCUCCGCCGCAGCCGCCGCAGCCUCUGGUGGUGCUGCUGCUGCUCCUGCAGCUGCGGGCGAUCGCCGGCCGCGCAUGCGCAAGUCCCCAAGCACUUCCAGCAGUUACGAGGCGAGCAAGUUUGAGGAGUUCACAGGAGGAGCCAUGGCAGCAGCAGGCGGUGUGGGUACCGUAGCCGCACGGGCCCUUCGACGCCUCGCCUCCCCGAACCUUCCCCCUUCCUCAGGCACCAAAUCCUCCUCCCGGCCUAACUCUCCGUCUAUCUUUGCAGUUGAUCCUCAUGGUGUGGCCGCUGCGAAUGUGGCUGGUAGCAGAAUGCUGUCCCCUCUCUUUCACCCGUUUGGGUUGGAUGUGAGGGGGGGGGGGGAGGGAGGCUUGGGCGGAGGGGGAGGGGGAGGGGGAGCGGACGGAGCGCUUGAGUAUGUGGCAGUGGGGGAGAGUACGGAUGCCGAGACGCUGCGGAUGAAUGUGGUGGCUUUCCUGGAAGUUGCUGCGUCGCUUGAUGGGUUGGCAAAUAUGGAGCCGGAGUGUGCGGCGCUGCUGACAGCACUGAGGCAAGCUGCCAUAUGCGCCUCGGCGUGUGUCAUGCUCGCGCGCUGCUUCCAGCGCCUGCAGCAGAUCGUGGGAGAUCUCUUUGUUGAAGCGAUCAUAGCCGUCGAUGCGCUCGCCACCAUCGCUGCGAUCAUGACACGUCAGCAGCAGUACCGCCCCGCUGCUGCUGCUGCUGCCGCUGCUCCUGCCGCCUCCCUCCCGUUCUCGUUCGCCCCCAUGGGAAGUGCUGCUGGUGCUGGUGGUGGCGGCGGUGGUGGAAGGAUUACGGGUGGAGGAGGCGGAACGACAAGUGCUGCUGGUGGCACUGCUGCUGCUGGUGCAGCUGGUGGUGGUGGUAGUCAAGGGGGAGGUGGGUUUGGAGCGAGUGGGUCUGGAGGAGGAGGAGGAGGAGGAGGAGGCUCGCUUCUCCCCCUCCCCCCAUCCAGACGCAGCUCUUCCUCGUCUGCACUGCCGCUCCCGCCCUCCAUGCCGCAAGCUUCAGGGGACGCAGCAGGAGGGGCAGGCAGCGAGGGGGGCACUGGGGCUGCUGGCUCUUCUGCUGCUUCUUCUGGUGGGUUGGGUGCUGGUUCCGGUUCCGGUCUCAGUGCUGGUACUGGGAGCAGCAUGCAGAGAUUCGGAGGCGGCGGAGGAGGCAGAGGCGGGGCGGUUGAGCGAAGCAGCAGCGCCAAUGCUGCGGACAGAAGCCGGCCAGGCGACGCCAACACCGACCUCACCAGCAGCAGCAGCAGCGGCGCCAUCAGCAGCAGCAGCAACACCGGCGGCGGCGGCGGCGGCAGCAGCAGCAAGGCGCCGAGUGAGGUGCCGUGGAAUGUGCGCAUGGCGAUAUUCACUCUGCUGGAGGCGCUGUUAGGAUCGUCCACCACGGUGGUGCGAGCAGCGUCACGCAGCGCUGCUCUGGCAGACACAGUGUUCAAGCUCGUGGUGGAGCAGAAGACACGCUCCAUGGCCCUGCGCCUUGUCAUCUCGCUCAUCAAGGUAUCGGAGGCGGAUGCAGCGGGGGAGGGAACGGUGUUUGUAUCGCGGCUGAUGGAGGCCUUUGCGCAUGCCAAGGGCGACAGCCACACGCACGGGGUCGCUGUUCUCGCUGACCUCCUCACUGCCCUCCGCCACAUUGUCGACUUCGACCCUCCUCGCUUCCAAGAGUUGUUUCUGGACGCGCAGUGCGGGCUGCAUCUCCUCUCCCUUCUCAACGGCACCUACCAGCCAGCAGACGGGCAGCAGCUCGCCCUGCAAGUCCUGCGCACGCUCACCCGCCUGCUCGCGGGCAACGACACAGCCAAAGCCGUCAUGCGGCGGCUUGGAGACCCGGGGUAUGCGCGGCUGUCCCAGAUGCUGCUGGAGCAGUACCGGGGGCGGCCCACGGGGCAGCUGCUGCUGUGCGUCAUGGACUUUGUUGUGGAUGGGAGCUUUGCCCCCCGGACCAACAUGCUCAUACAGAACGAGGACGCAGUGGUGCUCUUCAUCUCUCUCCUCCGCAAGGCAGACGGGCACCUCGUGGGCGAGGGCCUAGAAACCCUGGAAGGCCUGGUCGCCUCCUCGACAGCCAACUGCGCCUCCUGCGUGCGGGCCGGCCUAAUGUGGCUGCUCCUAAACUGGAUGCCGGAAGUCCAAGACGACAACACCCUCGCUCAAAUCGGCCGGUUGUUAGAGGCAGUCGGAGGGCACAGCAUCGGAGGGAAGGAUAUGAGCGCGAUCUUUUCUCUGCUGAGAAGCACCAAGGAUGGGUGCCGGCCGCGGCACGCCACGCUGCUGAUUCGCACGCUGCAGGCGUUGGUGAAGGACGACGGGCCGCCUGUUUUUUUCGAGCUCAAUGGGAAGAACUCGGGGAUUGACGCGGCCGCGCGGCCGUUCCGGUUUCCGACGGCGAGAGGGUAUACGUUCUGCUGCUGGCUGCGAGUUGAGGCGUUUCCGGCGACUGUUGUUUCGAGCACGAGCGGGGAUGCGGGGAAAGGGGGGAAGCCUGGAGGGGGAGCAGGGGGUGGGGGAGUGGGGGGAGGUGGUGUUGGAGAGGGGGCAGGAGGGACGGUGGUGGAUGGGCCGUAUGAUGGGGCGAUGGGGCUGUUCCGGUUUAUGACUGAGUUCAAGAGGGGGUGCAGUGCACUCAUCAGCCCAAGCAGUCUUAUUGUGCAGGUGCCGGUAGGCAGUGGGGGCAGGGAACCAGAGUUCAUAUUCAACUACCCCUUCCAUGCCAAGCGCUGGUACCACAUCGCCAUCUCACACUCCGUUGCUACCUUUGCCACUGCCGCCACGCUGCGCCUCUUUGUGGACGGCAAACUCAUCGAGACAGGGCGCAUGGGCUACCCCAAGAUCUACGACCCGCUGGUAGAAUGCACUAUAGCCGCCGCCGUGCCUUUACCAGAAGACCCCGUUCUCGCCCUCCGCAUGCCCACGCACGCGCCCCCUCCCCCCCGCCGCUCCGCUGCUUUCCGGGGCCAGAUCGGUCCGAUAUACCUCUUUGAGGACGCGCUAGUGUCCUCUCAGGUGGAGGGUAUCUACCUCCUGGGUCCUGGGUACAUGUAUUCGUUUCUGCCCGGGGAAUCCGGGCUGCCCAAGGAGGGCCCUGCGGCGCAGAUUCUGUCGGAUUCCAAGGAUGGGCUGUCUGCUAAGAUCGUUGCGAGCUUCAAUGCGCAGGCAAGCCAGGGCCGCACCAUAUUCAACACAGCGCCCAUCCUCGACGCGCCGUCCGACGCGCCGCUCUGUGACACGGCAGCCAUCAUGCCAGGCGUGCAGCUGUGCUCGCGGCAGCGGGUGCAGGACGUGAUCAACUGUGUGGGAGGCAUCGCAGUCCUCUUCCCUCUCUUCACCCAGCUGGAUCAACCUGUGGAAGGCCAGCACCAGCCGCAGCGCUCCUCCCGCUUCAAAGACGAGCCUCCCGCGGGCGUCGACCCGCAUCUAGCCCUCGACGUGAUCGGGUUACUCACGGCGGUGCUCGCCGGGAAUCGCACGAGCCAGCAGUAUAUGCUCUCCGCACACGGGUUCGGAGUAAUUAACUUUCUGCUGCAGCGCGUGUCUCCCCAGCACCUCUCUGUGAAAUUCGUUCUUGCAAUGGAGAAUCUCGUCGGCUGUAUCUCCCAUGAGCGCGGCACGGAUCAGGGCCUUGCUGAGAUCCUGACCGUCGAUGCCAUCUGCCGGCUGUAUCUCGAUCCGAUGGUCUGGAUUUACACCUCAUACGCAGUCCAACACGAGCUCUACACAUCGCUGCUGCGACUGCUAGAGAAAGAAGGAGAGCCGGCGCGUCUCCGCACCUUCUGCACCCUCCAACGGCUCCUCGACAUGGUCAGGCAGUUCUACUGGGAGAAGGCGCAGGGCCCCCACGCCAUCGGCACGCGUCCCCUCGUGCACCCCGUCACCCGCUCCGUCAUCGCCGUUCGGCCCAGCUCGGCAGAAAUCGCCAAGCUUCGCUUGCUCGUGCUGGGGCUCGCGGACCGAGUCAUCCGCGACGGACUCUCCCUGCCAGAAGUAAAAGCCGUGGUGGCGUAUCUGGAAACGAGCAAGGAUAUAGUAGCGAUGGAGGAUGUGUUACACUGCAUGCUGGGUCUCCUCGGCCGCACCCCCUGCCUCUCCUCCGUCCUCUCCCACGUGCAUUCCAUCGGAGGCUGCCACAUCUUCCUCUCCCUCAUGACCCGCUCUCUCGAAGGCGUGCGGCUCCUGGGUCUACGUCUCCUCGGCACUAUCUUCAGUGCCACGCCUACGGAUCGGCGGUCGGGAGCGGACGCAUACGCAUGGGCGUCGAGCACGGGGAGGGAGGCGUUUGAGAGUGCGGGAGGGGGGGAACCGGCGGCCAUGGAGGAGUCGUAUGCACGCACGCUGUGGACGCAUGUCGAGUCGUCGCUCUCUGCGUUUCCCUUCUCGCCGGCUACCCGGGCUGCGCUGUUUGACGUGCUGUUGGGGGGAGCGAGCUCCAAAGAGGCCAUGCGCAAGUGGUCGAACCUCUACAAGAGCGGGCUAGGUCGCUUCCAGGAAGGCCUGCGGGACUCGGCAGGAACAGCAGUCCUAGAAGCCGGGGGGAGCAGCAGCGGUGUCGUAGCCAUCAUGGUCGUCCCCCAGGUCUUACGAGUGGUCCUGCGCUUACUCCGCGCCUGCACUCCUGAUCUCCGCACCGCCGUGCUCCGGGACUUGCUUGUUUUGCUCGAUUCGGAUGAUUCGAACAUGAGCGUGUUUCUGCAGCAGGUGGGGUGGCAGGAUUGGCUGCUAAUGGUGCUGCUCGCAGUGACCAGCGGGCAGCGGGACGGGAUGGGAAUGGGUGGAGAAGGGGACGAGUCCGGGGUGAUCCUAGAGGAGGACUUGGAUUUGGAUGAGUAUGAGGCGGGGAUGUUGGAUGAGGAGGAGGAGAUGGAGGGGGAGAGUGAGGAGGAGCAGCUGAUCUGGCAGCUGUUUGCAUGCCUACAUGCGCAUGCGCUUAUUCAUUUCAAGAAUGGCGCACAGCACGUCACCACCACCAUCACCUACAUCCAGCUGCUGUGCCCUGAUCAGGCGUCGGUGUGGACGAAGCGGGUGUUAGCAGACGUGUUUGAGGCGCUCUGUGUGCUCUGCCCCUCGGAAGACACCAUGAACGCUGUUCCCCUCCGCGACAAUUUCUCCCUCCUCCUCACUCUUCUCGAUGACUGCACUGUUGACGACUCCCGCCAACUCUUCCAGUCCUGUGUCAUGUCCUCCCGUCUGUCUUCUCUGCCCCACUAUCUCAACCUUCCUCCCACCCUCAUCUCCAUUCCUUCCCCUUCUCGAUCUCACCCCCCGCCUACUGGUGCACACCCCUCAUUCCGUUGCUCUGCGACCCCAGCAGCGCUACCAGCGCCCAGAGCUCCCUCCGGACGAGGCAGCAGCGCGGUGGCGCCUGUUCGACCACGUGUGGGCCUCCUCAGUGCUCUUUGUUGCCCAAUUGAAUCAACGUCCCCCCUCUCGCCCACCUCUCCCCAACUCUCCCCUCCCUCUUCCCCCGCUCUUUCCCUGCUCGUCCCCCCCUCUCUCCCCCCAUCUUCCCCUCCCCCCAUCUUCCCCUCCCCCAGGAGCACAUUCCCUGACAUACAGCGACCCCAGCAGCGCUACCAGCGCCCAGAGCUCCCUCCGGACGAGGCAGCAGCGCGGUGGCGCCUGUUCGACCGCGUGUGGGCCUCCUUCUCAGUGCUCUCUGGCGCCCAAGACCCCGCCGCCUCAGCCUAUUCCCAGUCCCAACUCGAGCAGCAGCAGCAGCAGGCCAUGAGCUAUUUCUCCCUCGCUGGAAUCAGCCGGACUGGGCUGGCCCUGGUGGGGUCGGGUGGGGGGGGUGCGGACGGGGGGAGGGGUGCAUCGGGGCCGGGGGAUAAGGCGACGAGGCAGCGGAAUGAGCACUGUUUGCAUGUGGCGUUUCGGCUGGUGCUGUUUUAUUUGUAUGACGCGGAGCUAGAGGCUACCUCGCAGUGCAUGCAGCAGUUUGCUCUCAUCCUGCCCGCGCUGCUGCACUCGUGUGCGGAUACCACCUCCCUCAGAAACCACCUGCACCUCUUCCUCUGGGCUCUGGUGCAGGCUCGGGAGAAGCUGGAGCAGCAGGCUCGGGACCGGCUAGCGGCGCGGGAGGCAGGGAGGGAGGCAGGCGCGAGGCAGCACAUAGCAUCCCAACUGAUCCGCGAGGUGGUGGAGAGAGCGAAAUCUGUGCUCGUGGCAUCGAUAGCCGAGAGGAGGCCGGGCGGUGGGGGCAGCGUGGGGGACUUCUCAGUGUACAGCCUGCUGCAGCAGGAUCGAGUGCAGGAGGCGUUGAAGGAGGAGGAGACGUUGGUGGAGGUGCUAGGAGAGCGGCGCAUGCAGGCCCCUGAGGCACUGCGGGGCGAGGUGGGGGAGAGGGAGGCGGUGGAGCGAGAGCUGCUAGAGGCGAUGGAGGAGCACAGGCGCGCUAUACUCACAGAGCUCACCACGGAGGAGAGCAAGAGGCGGGCUACGGUCCGCGUGGGCUAUGAGGAGGAGCAGCAGUUCCUCGCUGGCCGGUGGAACCAGCUGUUCCGGGAUCUCACGAACGAGCGGGGAGCGUGGUCGCCCGGGCGCCUACCCACAGACGCGCCCGCUCGCUGGAAGCUCGACAAGAUGGAAGACCCCAUCCGCCGCCGCUUCCGCCUUCGCCCCAACUACCGCUUCAACCCCGUCCUCUGCACCCCCGCCUCCUCCGCCUCCACCACCUCCUCCGCGCUCGCGUCUCCCUCCUCUGUCAAGUCGCCCAGCAGCGGCGGUGCGUCGCCCAUGCUUCUGUCUCCUCUCGCCGGCGGAGGGUAUCUCAACUCUCCGCUGACUGCGACUAAGACAGCGGCACAGCAGGCUGUGCUACUGCUGAAGGGGUUAAGAGGCGUGCAGGCGCAGUUAGAAGCCGCCGCAGAGGAAGCUCAUGUGGAAAACGAUGCAAUGGAGGAAGCAGCGGUGAGAGAGCAGGAAGAGGCAGGAUCGCCAAAGGUGAACAAAUUCGAGGAGGGUUUGGGCGAUGAGAUGUCUACAGAUGAGCCGGCAGAUGAUGUGGUGCUCAUGUCUGUGCCCUGCGUGCUGGUGACUGCGAAACGGAAGCUGGCUGGGAGGCUAGAGAUUAUGCGAACCGUGGUGCAUUUUCACACAGAGUUUGUGGUUGAAGGGAACGGGAGCGCGUCUGUGUUUGAUCAGAAUGGCCAGCUGAGACACGACACGGCCGCGACGGCAACCGCGGCUGCUUCUGCUGCGGUUGCGUCUGCUGCAUCAGCAACUGGGACGUCUGGCCCCUCUUCUGCCUCCUCUGCUGCAUCCGCCACCACCGCCCCUGCACCCGCAGUACCCGAAACCCCUCUUUCGAUUUCCGUCACAGGGUUUGGACCAGGAGGAGGAUCAGGAGCGACCAACUCGCCUGUAACCCCCACCGGGGGGAUGAUCACGGGAAGCAGCAGCACCACGAGCAGCAGCAGCGGGUCGGUCCCUGCGACUCCCAGCACGGCGUCUCGGUGGCGGCGGCUGCAUACCAAGCUCGCGCUGCUCUCCCCUCGAAGCUCCUCCGGAAAGCUGCUAGAGCAGCUGGUGACAAGCAACCAGAAGAACGUGGAUUUCCACAACGAUGUGAAGCGGCACCGGCGGUGGCCACUAGCUGUUGUGAAGCGGAUCCACAUCACGAGGUAUCUGCUGCGGUUCUCUGCGGUUGAGAUCUUCUUUUCCUCGUCCUACGCGCCUGUGUUUCUCAACUUCUCCUCGGUGGUAAAUGCUAAGGACGUGGCCACUCGCCUGGCGAAUCUGACCCAUGUGAUUCAGCGGAACAGAGGCGGGGACAGGGAUAGAAGCAGCUCAGGCGGAGGCGGGGCAGGGGGAGGAGGUGGGGGCGCGGGCGUGGGAGGGAGCAUCUGGGACGGGGUUUUACUGGUGGAUAAGAGGAGGGCGUUGGAUCUUGCUGAGAGGGCGAAGGCUGCGUGGAGGAGGAGGGAUAUGUGCAACUUUGAGUAUCUUAUGGUGCUGAACACGCUCGCAGGGCGAUCGUACAAUGACCUGAUGCAAUACCCCGUGUUCCCGUGGGUGAUUGCGGAUUAUACCUCGGAGGAUCUGGAUCUGAACAACCCUGAUACGUUCAGGGAUCUGUCGAAGCCCAUUGGUGCUCUCGAUGAGAAGAGGUUCCAGAUGUUUGAGGACCGGUACCACGGGUUUGCGGAUCCCGACAUCCCGAGCUUCUUCUACGGGUCGCACUACUCCACGGCCGGCAUCGUGCUCUUCUUCCUGCUGCGCAUGGAGCCCUUCGCCACACUCAACGUGUCCCUGCAGGGCGGCAAGUUUGACCAUGCGGAUCGGCUCUUCCAUUCAGUGGCAUCAGCAUGGGCCAACUGUCUCUCCAACACCAGCGACGUCAAGGAGCUCAUCCCCGAGUUCUACUACCACCCCGAGUUCCUGGUCAACAAGAACGGCUACUUCCUGGGCGUGCGGCAGGACGGCCACGCGCUUGGAGAUGUGGUGCUGCCGCCCUGGGCUAAGGGCUCCCCCGAGACGUUUGUGCGCAAGUGCAGGGAGGCCCUGGAGUGCGAGUAUGUUAGCAGCCGGCUGCACGAGUGGGUCGACCUCAUCUUCGGCUUCCGCCAGCGCGGCCAGGAAGCCAUUGACGCUGGCAACGUGUUCUACUACCUCACAUACGAGGGCUCUGUGGAUCUAGACGCCAUCACCAACCCCUUUGAGCGGGCCUCAGUAGAGGAUCAGAUCGCCAACUUCGGCCAGACGCCCCUGCAGCUCUUCCGCAAGCCGCACCCGCGCCGAGGCCCCCCUGUCCCCGUCCUCCGCCCGCUGCUCUUCUCCCCGUCCUCGCUCGAACUCACCUCGCAACUCCCGCCUCCCGUCCUCACCUCCUCCUCCUCCGCCUCCUCCUCUGCCUCUGGUUCUGCCUCCACUGGUGGCUCGUCUGCCCUGACGUCUAUCCCCAGUGGAGGAGGAGGGGGAGGGGGCGGGGGGUUGGGUGUGUCGCUGUCUUCUUCGGGAUCAGGACAGCCCGGGGAGGGCGAUGUGUCGGUGGUGUUUGUGGGGUUGGUGGAUGGCAAGGCGUGGUGUGUCUACCUGCCUGGCUUGUGUGUCUGUUUGACUGCGUGUUUGCUGUGUGUGUCUGUCGAUGUGUCUGCUGAUGUGUCUGCUGAUGUGUCUGCUGAUGUGUCUCCUGAUGUGUCUGCUGGUGUCUCUGCUGGUGUCUCUGCUGGUGUGUUUGCUGGUGUGUUUGCUGGUGUGUUUGCUGGUGUGUUUGCUGGUGUGUUUGCUGGUGUGUUUGCUGGUGUGUUUGCUGGUGUGUUUGCUGCUGUGUUUGCUGCUGUGUUUGCUGCUGUGUUUGCUGGUGUGUUUGCUGCUGUGUUUGCUGCUGUGUUUGCUGGUGUGUUAGCUGGUGUGUUAGCUGGUGUGUUUGCUGCUGUGUUUGCUGCUGUGUUUGCUGCUGUGUUUGCUGCUGUGUUUGCUGCUGUGUUUGCUGCUGUGUUUGCUGCUGUGUUUGCUGCUGUGUUUGCUGGAGCCCUACAUCGGUUUUGGAGACUCCAUCUUCCUGCGCCGCAUAGGAGCCCCAGUCACCAGCAGCGUGGAGGCCACUCCCAACUGCUACAAGCUUUCUCAAAACCUUACUCCCCCCGUUCCUCUCCCAACCAGGAGCCCUACAUCGGCUUCGGGGACUCCAUCUUCCUGCGUCGCAUAGGAGCGCCCAUCGCCAGCAGCGUGGAGGCCACUCCCAACUGCUUCGACAUCCUACAGCCGCCCUCGGCAGCCUCUGCCUCCGCACCCUCGUACCUGCUCACGUGCGGGCACUGGGACAAUAGCUUCCGCUGCGUGUCGCUGUCGGAUGGGAAGGUUGUGCGCACCAUUCGCGCUCACAAUGACGUCGUUACCUGCCUCGCGGUAUCAGCGCAGGGCACAUCAAUCGUGACAGGCAGCGCGGACACCACAGUCAUGGUCUGGGAAGUCGAGCGAACCGCCCGCAGCCGCCCGGAGCACGUCGUGUACGACAAGCCUCGUCUCGUUCUGUGCGGGCACGACGACGCCGUGACGUGCGUUGCCGUCCGCUCAGAGCUCGAUCUCGUGGUCAGCGGAUCCACAGAUGGAACCAUCAUCCUCUACACUCUCCACCGCGGUCGCUUCUUGCGCUCACUUGCUCUCCCCUCCACCUCCUCUUCCUCCUCGUCCCUUCGCGGCAACACCUCCGGCAGUACUACACCAAAGAAAACCUUCACUAAGAGCGCCAGCGGCCGUCUCCUCAGCAUAUCGCCCGUCGGCUCUCCCCGUUCCAUUUCCGCAGCAAGCGGGAAAAGCGGCAGCAGCACGAAAACGGAAAGAGGCAGCCCGGUGCACAGCCUAGUCGUCUCCACCUCUGGGAUCAUCGUGGCUUACUCCGAAACCGAUCUUCUGCUGCACUCUGCGUCUAUCAACGGAGAAUGGCUAGCUUCUGCGGAUGUGAGCGAGCGAAUCGGAGCCAUGGCUACUACUGUUUGUGGCGAGUUCCUGGUCACGGGUGGGAGCUCGUUCGGCGGCGUGGUUGUGCGGUCGAUUUUCACUCUGGAAGAAAUUGUUCGGUUUGACGGGCAGGGUAUGCAAAAGUGGAUCACUGACUACCUCUCGUCGUCUACCACCGGUUUCACCUGCCUCGUUCCGCCCAACGCCGCUUUCAGGACCGCCAAGGCAGCCACCCUGAAACCAUACGCCAAGACCCCAGCCACCCUCCAGGAUCUGCUCAAGUUCGGCAUGCUCAACUUCCAGGCCACUCCCCAGCGCUUGGCAAAGGACGCGGUCGGCCAGGGCUACGUCACCUUCAGCGGCACCGGCAGGCAGAUCCAGAAGUACAAGGCCGCCAAGCCCGGCGCUGUGACCGUGGGCCCUCAGUUCGCUCAGCAGGGUUACGAGCUGGCGAAUAUUACCAAGAUCUUGUACAGGGACCCCACGGCCAUCUGCUACGAGAUCGACAACGCCCUUAUUCCGAUCAAGUAG